Messenger RNA from Gastrolobium bilobum, 1988 nucleotides. Its product is annotated as O-fucosyltransferase 10-like. The coding region runs from base 1 to 1734 and encodes 577 amino acids. Lineage: Eukaryota; Viridiplantae; Streptophyta; Magnoliopsida; Fabales; Fabaceae. The transcript has 11 exons. The record is from RefSeq and is a predicted model, not a curated record.
AUGAAAUCCAAAACGCACGUCCAUAACGGUAACGGCCACGCAAGUGAGGCCGGCGGAGGCGGAAGCAGCAGCUCGCCGAGCCCGCCGCCGUCUCCGCGGCGGCGGUCUGGAAUUUCGCGUUGCCGGAGGCGGAUGCGCCACGCCAAAGCCUUGGCCGCCGGGAUCAUGUCACGGCGGAGCGUCCGGUACUUCUUCGUGCUGCCGGUUCUUUACAUCUCCGGUCUGUUGAUGUGUGUGGGGCCCUUCUCCGCUCUCAUUGGCCAUACUCCUCUUCCCGGUUCCCGUUACCGCAGCCACGAGCUCUUUCAGAAGCUUUGGCACGAUAUUGAGUCUGAUAAUUCCUCUGCCAUUCAGUUGUCUUCAGUGUGGAAGUACAAACGGAAGCUGAGAGAGCAGAAGCCAUGUCCAAAUUUGACUGCUUUGCAUCGCGAACAUUUUGUAUCCCCUGGCCUGAAUGGUUUUUUAAUUGUGGAGGCCAAUGGUGGUCUUAACCAGCAACGCUCUGCGAUUUGCAAUGCUGUGGCCGUUGCUGGACUCUUGAAUGCAAUACUAGUUAUACCUCACUUUGAAUUCCACAAUGUGUGGAAAGAUCCAAGUGAAUUUGGGGAUAUAUAUGAUGAAGAUCAUUUUAUAUCCACACUAGAUGGUUAUGUGAAGGUGGUUAAAGAACUGCCUGAGGCACUAAUUGAGAGGCAUAAUUACAACAUGAGUAAUAUCACUAACAUCAGAGUUCAAGCUUGGGCUCCUGUCAGUUAUUACCUAGGAGUUGUUUAUCCUAUUUUGCAAAAGGAAGGGGUUAUUAGAAUAGCUCCAUUUGCCAACCGUUUGGCAAUGAGUGUCCCUCCACAUAUUCAAUUUCUAAGAUGUCUUACUAAUUAUAAAGCAUUGAGGUUUUCUUCUCCAAUAUCAGCACUGGCUAAGAAACUGGUUUACCGAAUGAUUGAGAAGAGUUCAAGGACAGAUGGAAAGUAUAUUGCUGUGCAUCUUCGCUUUGAGGAGGACAUGGUAGCAUUCUCCUGUUGUGUAUACGAUGGAGGAGAGGCAGAAAAGUUGGAAAUGGAUUCAGUUCGAGAAAAGGGAUGGAAGGGCAAAUUCAAAAGAAAAGAUCGCAUCAUUCUACCUGACCUCAAUCGAGUCAAUGGAAAAUGCCCACUAACCCCUCUGGAGGUUGGUAUGAUGCUACGUGGCAUGGGAUUUGAUAACAAUACUUCAAUAUUCUUAGCUUCUGGGAAAAUAUAUCAUGCAGAGAGAUAUUUGGCUCCUUUAAUAAAAAUGUUUCCCAAUCUGCAUACAAAGGAGUCUCUUGCAACAUCAGAUGAGCUUGCUACUUUUAUGGGUUAUUCCUCUCAAUUGGCAGCAUUGGACUACACAGUAUGCUUGUUUAGUGAGGUUUUCGUAACAACUCAGGGUGGUAACUUCCCCCAUUUUCUCAUGGGCCAUAGAAGAUUCCUCUAUGAUGGGCAUGCAAAGACCAUUAACCCAGAUAAGCGCAAGCUUGUUGUUCUUUUGGAGGACGUGGGUAUCAGUUGGAGAGCUUUCAAGGAUCAGAUGGAAGUCAUGCUCAGUGAAAGUGACCGCAAAGGAUUCAUAGUACCUAGAGUUAGAAAAAUCAACAGAAAAACUUCUGUUUACACGUACCCCUUACCAGAAUGUAGGUGCCUCCAGCAGUCUCAUGCAAAUCAAAUUGACCACAAUCUAGACAAUCCUGAUAAUUACAGCAGAACAAAAGCUUAAAUGUAUGGCACGCAUCAUUCCAACAUCUCUGCCGCGGUCAUCAGUUUAUAUUAAUUCCAAUUCCAUGGCUUUGGUGUUUCAACUUCCAGUUCUACGGCUUUCUGAAGUUGCUGUCUCUUGUUUGGCAAGAUGUGGGUAUUCCAGUUUUGAUAACACGACAGAUUUCUACUUCUGUGUGAUUGGCUGCUGCGACUGCAUGGAGAUUUUGUGUGCAUAUUACUUAUUUUACAUGGCGAGACAGUUCUAGCCUCCAA